UGCAGUGGUGACUGCCAGUUUGUCUUUGGUGUUUCUGCAGUGUUGUGGGAGAAAGGCAAGAGACAGGGGAGAAGAGAGGCAGACAACUGUGGAUGAGAGGAAGCCGUCAGCACCAUAGUCAACAUUAAUCACCCAGGGCCAUUGUGGUCCUGUCCUCUAUACGGCGCCAGCGCAGGCAGGCAGGCAGACAGAGAGAAAGAAGAAGAGAGGAAGAGGCAGAGGAAGAGGGGGCAGGGUGGCUGCAGGGCGAAAGAGGGGGAGAGAAUGGUUGGGGAUCAGCCUGUGUGUCCACCCCAGCUCCUGCUGCGGGGCUGGGGAGCAGUGCUGCUGUCUCAGUGCUUGUCCUCGGUGUCCUCCCAGGUCCCGGAUCCUGAGCUUUUACCCACAGAUCCCCCGAAGAAGCCGGACCCCGUCAACUCAGAGACUGUUGUUUUCUGGGGGCUGCGGUUAUGGCAGGUCAUCGCCAUCUUUUCUGUGUUUGUUUUAGCAGUUGUUAUCACUCUGUGUUGUAUUUUCAAAUGUCGAAUCCCGAGAACCAAAAAGGAAAUAGAGGCACGGCACGCGCAGAGACAGGCCGCCAAAAAAUACGCCAACACAUUAGAGACAGUGCCACCUCUGAAUGAGCUGACUGAGAUCCCAGGAUCUGCAAAAGCAGAAGAAAAAGAGGAGGUGACAACAGUCUCUGGAAAAGUGGAUGGUGAAAAGGGAGAGAAGAAGACAAAGGAGGGCAAAAGGGAGGGGAAGGGUGCCAAAGAGGGGAAGGGAGAUGAAAAGGAUGCAUCAACAAAGAAGGGUGACAAAGGUGAAAAGGGAGCAUCCAAGAAAGAAGCUGGUGACGGGAAAGAGAAGAAAUCUGGAGAGAAGGGAGACAAAGGAGAAAAAGGAGGCAAAGGAGGGGCUAAAGGGGGAGCAAAGAAAGCUCAGAAGUGAACUCUGCCCUGCAUGGACAAACACUGAGAAGGAUCAUUUCAUAUUUUUCACUGUAAGCAUUUUACACACUUUUUUCUAUAAUGAAAUUUGUAUAUUAUAUUUGAAAUAAACAAAAGACUUCGAGGUCACACACACACAAGAACAUGCAUCGUUUGUCUUCAGAGUCAUGAACGUUACAAGAAUAUCAGAGUACAGUAAUAUUACAGAUUUAUUGUCUUAUUCACAAUUCACUGAAGAACAUUAGAGACCAGAAAACAUCUUCCUAUUUUAGUUUCCACUAAUAUCUACAACGGGCCUAAAUCACUGUAGAGUGAUGAGAAGGCGAGAUGUGUCUCAGCAAACUGCCCACAUACUGUUACCUAAAGCAUGAAGACCAAUGCCGACUCCACUGAGUACAUUUCAGCACGAGAUAAAUAAAAGACAACGACACACAAUUUAUACUUCCACGAGAGGUAUUUGAAAACAAUGAAUUACAACAUUAGCUCUAUGAUUAUUGGCCUUAUUGUACACUUGAUUCCAAAACACAAUCAUUUUACAUGAUACAAUCAGAACAAAGUACUACUGUAUGAUAGGGUAUUAAAGUGCUCAAAUAUAAUUUUCCACCUUUUUUUUCUUUUUUAUAAAAAGAUUUUCAUGUUCUGAUACCAGCCACCCUUUUUUUAUAAUAAGAACUGUUUUACACUCAAGGUAAUAUGUUUAUUUGCACAACGGCAACAGUGACAAGCCAGAUUGAAUUUGAGCAGCCACCUCAGUCAACUGCAUUUUUUAUAUGCUGUACAACUGUAUUCCUGAAUGGGGCACAGAUCCAGAAUACAGUUUCCAGAGUUGUGAGAAAUGUAAUGAAUACCAGCUAAAAUGAGCCAGUUAAAUAUAAAAAAUAUCUGUAGAGACAUUAAGAUGCUGUAUUAUAAAGUUCCCCUCCACCUGGGUCACUGUGGUCUGCAGCCACCGCUAACUACUGUUGUAGUCACAGACUCAACCUGAAGUUACAAUAAUGUCUGACCCCCAUGGAAAUGUUCAAGUUGAAGUUGAAGUCACUGAAGGGCCAGAACGCACUUCUCAGAAUUCACCUGCUAAUGGUGAGUUGUUGUAUAAUGGUCUAGAUUUUUCUUAUUGCCAAGAAAUGCUGUGAAAAGACCCAAACCAUCAAUGUGCUAGACCAUCCCUCAGUACUUUCCUACCAUGUCCUCGUCUCUUACGUGUUUCCAAAUCUUUUAAAACAGCUGACGGAUAUCUAGUUUUUUUCUUUUUUCUAAGUCUAAGUAAUUUCAAUAAACAGCAGGGCACUGUUACCCUGGAAAUCCAGACUCAAAUCUGGAAAGAUUUUGAGUCUAGCCCUCACCGAUACAGCCUUGUUACCCAAGGGGUGACACUAACUGAGGCAUUUCAAAUGCCGCCGUAAGGAAUUGGAUAGCACGGUGGCCAAUCAGAGUAAAAAACUAGGUGACGUAUUCGUUGCACUGAGCCCCAUUUGUUUGCCGAACAGUGGGGCUAACUUCCUGGAAACAAAAGCUUCUAGGGCAGUCCUCUGUUCCUCUCUCAAGGAUAAAGAAAAGUGUAGUUGGCUUAGUGUUUCUUCCAAAGCUAACUGAAUGGACGUGGUCCUUCGGCAGCUGCCAUCUUGGCUGUUUACUUUAAGACUCCUACAGCGCAGCGCUGUCCUCAUAAUGUUACGCCUGCCCAGAGCCCGCCUCUCGCAGGUAGAUCUGAUUGGUCCGAUAGGCGAUUCAACGGGCUCUGCUCAUCGGGGCCAGAUCCCCGUGCAGUGCAAAUUAGAAUUUGUUGGGGGCAGGGCAUCUGGAUCCAGGUUAGGGCACUGUAGCUUUUAGCAAACAUUUCUCAAUCAUGAGGAAAUGGCGCAUUUGUUGGGGACUGUUUUCAGCAGAUUAAUACAACACAUUCAUUCACUCCUGCGACCUUGUCACAUAUCGAUGUUUGGUCAUGGACCUUCCACAUCCGGAUACGAUGUGAAUGAUUCAAAAUAAAUGCAAAAUGUUAGUAGAACAAUGCAAAUUUUCUGCAAUUUUUUUUCCUCCAACAACUAACGCACGUGGUUGGGUUUAGACAACAAAAGCACGUGGUUACGUUUAGCCAUAUAUAAAUAAAUUUGGCUAUAUAAUCUUACGGGAUGAGAACACCGCUCUCCAGGUGAAAUUUAGUGUUUGUUGGACCCAUCCACCACCUUUCCCUCCUGCCCUACUCGGACUUUCGCUGCCGUA
This is a messenger RNA of Epinephelus lanceolatus (giant grouper), 3149 nucleotides long. RefSeq names its product transmembrane inner ear (gene tmie). Lineage: Eukaryota; Metazoa; Chordata; Actinopteri; Perciformes; Serranidae. The record is from RefSeq and is a predicted model, not a curated record. Gene Ontology annotation, biological process: sensory perception of sound; inner ear morphogenesis.